AAUAUCAUCCACAAUCAUAAACGUAGUUUCAAAUUUGAGUGAGCUUUAAUAAAAUAUCCCGAGAAAAUUGCGCGAGACGAGGAGGUUCUUUCGCGCGCGCCAGGUGGUGCGUUACAGAGAGCGUAUACGGCGGAGUGUUGCAGCGGCGUGUCGCGGUGCUCGAGAUGUCAUUCGGUGCUCGGUGAACGGGAUAGGAGAGUCGAGGGGGAAGGGAGAACGCGAGCGAGAGGUGACGAGCGGGAGAGAGACGGAGAGAGAUUUGGAGGUAUUUUUCUCCUGCAACCAGAGUAUCCGCGCGACGAGAAAAAUCUUGCCGAGCCCGGGGACGGCCAGGAUGGAUCGCGAGCUGGUGGAGAAGUUCAUCGAGGUGACGGGCGAGAGCGAGGCGACGGCUCAGCAGUACCUGACGUUGGCCGACGGGAACGUGGAGAUGGCGAUCAGCCUGAUGUUCGAGGGUGGCAGACCGCCGGAGACCGAGAACGCGAAUCCCGAGCCGCCCGUGAGGGCACCUAUACUACCCAUGCGUGAGAUACUGGUGCCCUCGGAGCCGAUAUGCUCGUUGCCACAAUUGUCGAACAACGUGUUCGACAGAUUCAGAGAUUUUGCAGUGGAGACCCAGCGACAAGAGGAGGAGCUGGCUCGCAGAGUGACCGGCGCCAAGCACAUGUCUCAGAAGAAGUCGAAGCGACUGGAGGAUCUCUUCCGACCACCGUGCGACAUCCUCUUCCUGGGUUCCUUCAUGGAAGCGCGGGACCACGCCAAGACUCUGAAUCGUUGGCUGCUGGUCAACGUUCAGAAUCCGCAGGAAUUUAGUUGUCAGGUUCUCAACAGGGACGUGUGGUCCAACGAACAUAUCCAAGAGAUUGUGAAGGAUCACUUUAUCUUGUGGCAAGUCUUAUCCAACACCUCGGAUGGCAAGCGGUACAUAGAUUUUUACAAUGUGGUGACGUACCCUUACCUGGCGAUCGUGGAUCCCAGAACGGGGGAAUGCAUGAAAACUUACAACAACAUUACUGUGGAUAGCCUGAUAUCUGAUUUAAAUGACGUGCUAAGCACACAUCCGUCUCCCGAAAGUUCGCAAGUUACGUCUGACUCGAAGGAUUGGAAUGAUUUCCCCACGACGCCUCCAAAACGAAAUCCUCUAGCCGAUCAAAUAAAGAAUGAAUGUGGACCCAGUAGCAAAACUUCUAGACUUUUAGCAGAAAAAGUCAUAGAUUCUGGAAACGACAAUGGAACAUCUGAUAACAUUACAAGUUCGAGUGUUCCGUGUAGCAGCAAUACUGUUUUUAAUAAAAAGAGGAAGCUGAAUGAAAAUGUAACUAAGGAGCAAAAGGAUGAAAAAUUAAAAUCAGAUACAGCUAAAUCUGAAACAAGCGAUGAACCUUUCCUACGACUCUGCUUACGACUGCCUAAUGGUGCGAAGGAAACAAUAUCUAUGUGUGCAACGGACACCAUAGAAGAUUUUUUGAUUAAGAUGGAGGAAAUGGGUUUCUCUUCAACGGAGCAUACCUUUUUGGUGCCAUUCCCGAAGACAAAUGUUGGUGCGCUGUCUGCAAAUACUCGUCUGUUAGACACAAUUUUGUUUCCAACGAACACAGUAUUCAUAACGAAGAUAUAGUAACAUUAUAUAAGUGAACCAUAAUUGCUUCCAUUACAAUAUUUUGACUUAGAUUAUGCGUGAAAAGAUAUUCCUUUGAACUCUGUCAUUGUUAUUUUUACAUUAUUAUGAAAGUUUGUAAAAAUUGUAUAGUUAAAAAUCUUAGAGUUGGAUUUGUUGCUUAAAAUUGAAUCCAUUUGUCACGUCUCUUAAAUUUAUUUAAAUAUGUGAAGUGUAGAGACAUAAUAUUUUGUUGUAUGAGACAAAAGUUAAAGGCACUGCCAUUCAGUGUUCAUGUCAUACAAAAAUGCAUUCAAAUAUAAUCUUUCUAUCUUGAAAUAGGGUUUAAGAUUAUCGCGUACAGUUGCAAAUAUUGCGUGUAGUUACUGCCCAAGUAUCGUCAUCUGAUGUUACUUUUUAGUUUUAUUAUUACCGUGUUCGCAAAUCUCUCGCAGGUGCCGUCCAUAAUUGCGUACAGCUGUCACAAUACGUUUCUUUAGAGUGUUUCAAAGUGGCACAUACAUAUAGCAAAUUGCAACAUUUUGGCAGUCAUUUACAGCAUUAUUACGUGAUACAAUAAAACGUUUGAAACGUUCCGUAUGAAAUUUUUGUCAAUGUGAUUCAAGAUACAAAACAAGUAACACUCCACAUAUUACAAUAUAUCAUUAUUAGAUAAAAAAUAAGACGAAACAAUUUCACAUCGCAUACAUACAUUGCUCAUAGUACAAGAUAUAUCAAUAUAUGAUCUUUUUGUUAAUGUAAUCAGUUCAAGUUUAAACUGCCGAUCUAAUUAAGAUAGAUAUAGAUCAAUAGUUUACAAGAAUUAUAAUUAAUGUCAAUAGAAUAUACUAAUAUUAUGCAUCGACUACAGAUACAUCUCAUAUAUGUCAAACAUCUGUAUUUUUACUUAUUUCUAAAUGUAUAGCACCAUAAUUCUGUAAUAUACAUCGUAGAAAAGAUUUCUCCUAUUAAGUGUGUACUUAUAUUAAAUAUAUCAUUUAAGUAAAUCACAUAUUAAUAUUUC
This is a messenger RNA of Vollenhovia emeryi, 2621 nucleotides long. RefSeq names its product UBX domain-containing protein 7. Gene Ontology annotation, biological process: proteasome-mediated ubiquitin-dependent protein catabolic process. The record is from RefSeq and is a predicted model, not a curated record. Lineage: Eukaryota; Metazoa; Arthropoda; Insecta; Hymenoptera; Formicidae. The transcript is spliced from 8 exons. Gene Ontology annotation, molecular function: ubiquitin binding. The coding region runs from base 335 to 1618 and encodes 427 amino acids. Gene Ontology annotation, cellular component: nucleus.